Molecule: messenger RNA, 3135 nt
Organism: Tachysurus vachellii
Lineage: Eukaryota; Metazoa; Chordata; Actinopteri; Siluriformes; Bagridae
Product: cystathionine beta-synthase-like protein
Exons: 15
Coding region: 578-2293 (571 amino acids)
Cellular component (GO): cytoplasm
Molecular function (GO): cystathionine beta-synthase activity; cysteine synthase activity
Source: RefSeq, a predicted model, not a curated record
AGAGAGAGAGAGAGAGUGUUAGUGUGAGUGUGAGUGGGUGUGUGUGUGAGAGAGAGAGAUAGACAGAGAGUGUGAGUGUGUGUGAGAGAGAGAGACAGAGUGUGUGUGUGUGUGUGUGUGCGUGUGUGUGUGUAUGUGUGUGUGUGUGUGUGUGUGUGUGUGUGUGAGAGAGAGACAGAGAGAGAGAGACAGAGAGUAUGAGUGUGUGUGUAUUGUAUGUGUGUGAGAGAGAGAGUGUGUAUGUGUGUGUAUAUGUGUGUAUAUGUGUGUGUGAGAGGGAGAGAGGGAGAGUGUGUGUGUGUGUGUGUGAGAGAGAGAGAGAAUGUGUGUGAGAGAGAGAGAGAAUGUGUAUGUGUGUGUGUGUGCGAGAGAGAGAAUGUGUGUGAGAGAGAAUGUGUAUGUGUGUGUGUGCGAGAGAGAGAGAAUGUGUGUGUGAGAGAGAGUGUGUCUAUAUGUGUGUGUGUGUGUGUGUGUGUGUGUGUGUGUGUGUGUGUGUGUGUGUGUGUGUGUGUGUGUAAAGGUUUAAAUGCGCUGAAAUCGCACUUCUGCUUCAGCUUAUUCCACACUAAGUUUAGUCAUGCCCACAGGCCUGUUUGCCUCAGAGUCAAUCUGCCCUCACGCCAUGAACAACACGUCUCUGAUAAGCAGAGAGGACAAGCAGAAAGAUAAGAACCAAGUGCAGAAAGGAAUGGAGGAGAAGGAAGAGGAGGAGAACGUCAUGGAGAGGCACUGGAUCCGUCCAGAUCUGCCCAGCAAGUGCACGUGGCAACUCGGGGAGCCGAAAACGAACUCGCCUCAUGUCCACGCAGAACGGACGAAGACACCCAGCAUUCUGCCCAACAUCCUGACACACAUCGGAAACACGCCGCUGGUUCGCAUCAACAAAAUUCCCAAAAAGUUCGGGGUCAAGUGUGAGAUCUUGGCUAAGUGCGAGUUCUUUAAUGCUGGAGGCAGUGUGAAGGAUCGCAUCGCCAUCCGUAUGGUGGAGGACGCUGAGAGAGACGGCAUCCUCAAACCCGGAGACACCAUCAUCGAGCCUACUUCUGGAAACACAGGUAUCGGCCUGGCCCUGGUUGCAGCAGUAAAAGGUUACCGCUGUAUCAUCGUCAUGCCUGAGAAAAUGAGCAUGGAGAAGGUGGACGUGCUGCACGGCCUUGGGGCCGAGAUCGUCCGGACUCCGACCGAUGCCCGUUUUGACUCUCUAGAGUCUCACGUGGGCGUGUCCUGGCGCCUGAAGAAUGAGAUCCCCAACUCCCACAUUCUGGAUCAGUACCGUAACCCCAGCAACCCGCUGGCUCACUACGACAACACGGCCGAGGAGAUCCUAGAGCAGUGCAACGGUAAAAUAGACAUGCUGGUGGCCGGAGCUGGAACAGGUGGCACCAUCACCGGUGUCGCACGCAAGCUGAAGGAAAAAUGCCCAAAGAUCCAGAUUAUUGGCGUGGACCCCAUGGGCUCGAUCCUAGCAGAGCCAGAGGAAAUUAAUAAGACCGAUAAGAGUCAGUACGAGGUGGAGGGAAUCGGAUACGACUUCAUCCCCACCGCGUUGGACAGAUCUGUGAUCGACGGUUGGUGCAAGACCAGGGACGAGGAGUCCUUCAACAUGUCACGCAUGCUCAUCAAACUGGAAGGACUGCUGUGUGGUGGUAGUUCAGGAUCAGCCAUGGUUGCAGCAAUGAAGAUGGCGAAGGAGCUGAAGGAAGAUCAGCGCUGUGUGGUCAUUCUGCCCGAUUCGAUACGGAACUACAUGACUAAAUUCCUCAGCGACAAGUGGAUGUGUGAAAAAGGCUUCCUGAGAGAGGAGGACCUGAUGAUCAACAAACCAUGGUGGUGGAAUCUGACUCUACAGGAGCUGCAACUCUCUGCUCCUCUAACAGUUCUUCCAUCAGUCAGCAUUAAAAACACCAUUAAGAUCCUGAAGGACAAGGCGUUCGACCAGGCGCCAGUAGUCGAGGACAACGGAAUGAUCAUGGGGAUGGUCACACUGGGUAACAUGCUGUCCUCUGUACUCGCUGGGAAGGUCAGUCCUUCUGACCCUGUCAACAAAGUCCUGUAUAAGCAGUUCAAACAGGUUCAUCUUACAGAUAAACUGGGUAAACUCUCCAGGAUCCUAGAAACAGACCACUUCGCCUUGGUGGUUCACAAUCAGAUCCAGUACCUGACAGACGGCUCGUCACUUCUGAAGAAGAUGGUGUUUGGCAUCGUCACGGCCAUCGACCUGCUGAACUUUGUGACCACUCGUGAGAGGAGAGAGCGCUCGUUGUCUGAGUGCUCGCUCCCCGAAAACAUGUAGCUGAUCUCUGACACACACACACACACACAUACACACACACACACUUUGUUUUACAUAUGUGAGAGUAAACAUUACAUAUUUUUCUAUUUUUUUAGGUUUCUUUUUCCUUCUCAUGUAAAUGCACGUUUAUGAGCUUAAAGGUGCCGUCUGCAAUCUGUUUAAACAGGUUUCUACACCUGUAUUAAGAAUUUUCACAGUUUUCUGGGACAGAAAUGAAGUCCAACCCCAGUCAGAUCACUGCAGCUUAUCUCUGGCUCUUUUUUCCCUUAAAAGAAAACCUUGAAUAUUGUUGUUGAUAGUUUUUUCAGUGUUUUCACUGCAGUAGAAGAAUGUCAGUGUUACACUCUGCUCCUGUAAUGACUCACUGACAUCAUCUGUGCUCUUUAAACUCGUUUUAUUCACAAUGCAGUAAAGAUUAAACUGUUUUUGAGCUUUGUGUAUACUUGAAGUAAAACAGAGGGAAGGUUUAUCAGAACUUUCAAAAUGAACACAGCUGCUACUUUGUUUUUUGAUUUUUUUUUUGGCUUUCUGUAUGAGGCUCGAAGAGAAGAGCAGUCUUCAUUACAGAAAAUACAAAUAGUAUAGAAUUUACAUAUACAUUUGUCAUUUGGCAGACGCCCUCAUUUUUCAUCAAAAAAUUCUUGUAAAAAUGUAUAAUAUUUUAGUAUAUAUAUUUCUUCUAUAUUAUUGUUAUACUGUGAAUGAUUAUAGAUGCUUUGGCCUUGUCUAAAGAACAAUGGAUAAUUUUUCUUCUUCCUUUUCUUCUUUUUUAUCUUUUACAUGUCAGUUUAUUGUAAAACUGCGUAUAAAACGUGUUGGAUGUAAAUAAAGGUGUAAGUUAU